This is a messenger RNA of Effrenium voratum, 1338 nucleotides long. NCBI's taxonomy places the organism in Eukaryota, Dinophyceae, Suessiales, Symbiodiniaceae. The record is from the annotation of a GenBank genome assembly.
AUGCCGGUGGCCGAUAUCGAUUAUCGCGAAUACUUUGUGCCUGAGCGGAUCGAAGAUCUCAAAGAGACCUUCGACAGCUUCGACGUCUCUGGGGAUGGCCGGAUUGGAGCGGAUGAGCUCUACGGUAUGUUCAAGAAGCUGGGCAAGAAUCUGACGCGCACUCAAAUCCGCGAAGUCAUGAGGGAGGUGGAUGCUGACGGCAGUGGGGAGAUCGAGUUCGAAGAGCUUUGUAUCCUGGAGAUCAAAAUGGCGCGGCUGCGGCCGCGAGCGGAUCUCAUCCACUACGAGGACUACUUGGCUCCCAGGACCGUCCAGAAGCUGGCAGAUAUGUUCGAUCGGAUCGACGGGGACAGCAAAGGGAGCAUUUCCGUGCUGGACAUGAAGACCCUGUUGGAAGCGCAGAAUUGCAAAGCCACGGAUGACGAAAUGGAUGACGUCAUAGGUGAGGUGGAUCGCCAAGGAGAGUUGGACUUUACUAGCUUUGCGUCGGCUUGGGCGAUCGUCAACAAGCACAGGAAGCGGAUCAAUUACCGCGAGUUUUUAUCCAUGGAGGAUGUGGAUGAGUACAAGAAUGUAUUUGAUGAAGCAACACUAGGUUCCGGGUACAUGGCCAUCACUGAGCUUGAUGCCAUGUUCCGCAAGAUUGGAUUUCCAAUGAAGACCAAGCAGCUGCGCAGCUUGCUGAGGGACUUCGACAUUGACAACUCGGGGGAGAUCGACUUCGAAGAGUUCUGCGUGAUGAUGCUGCGCCUGAAGUGCGCCAAGCAGAACCGCCUCAUCACGCCGGAGACCUACGACUGCCGCAGCUUGUGGCUGGAGGAGGGCUUCUCCGCCAAGGAGCUGCAGAUGUCGGGCUACAGCAUCGAGCACAUGAAGGAGGCGGGCAUCCCAGUUCGCCAGAUCCUCGAGGCGGACGUGAGCGCGCUGGAGCUCAGGAGGUGCGGCUUCUCCGCGGCGGAGCUGCGGAAGGCGGGCCUGGGCGCCAACGAGCUGCGGGCCUGCGGCUACUCCUUGGCGGAGCUGCGGCUCGCGGGCUUCUCCCACUCCGUGCUGACGCAGACCAACAAGGUCCUACGCUCCUACAUCUGCCGCGGCAACUUGUCAGUGCUGCCGCAGAUCUGUCCGAAAUUUGACCCGGCGAGGAUGAAGAAGACGCCAGCUCUGCUCAAGCUCUGGUCUGAGAAAUCCCUGGCUCCGAAGCAGGUGACUCCUCGAAUCAGAGACCACACAGAUUAUCGGCCGAAGGCCAAAGCUUCGAACCGACCUCAUACUUCCUACGAACAACAAAGCAAGGCCUGGGACACGGGGCAGGUGGGACGGCCAUCUACUGCAGCAUGA